Messenger RNA from Trichomonas vaginalis G3, 776 nucleotides. RefSeq names its product organellar and viral DNA polymerase type B. The transcript has a single exon. The annotation marks the transcript as partial. Lineage: Eukaryota; Parabasalia; Trichomonadida; Trichomonadidae. The record is from RefSeq and is a predicted model, not a curated record.
AUGACUAUUGCUGCAUAUGCGUAUGAAACAAAUGAAGCAAGAAGAGCACAUGAACUAGUAAACGAAAACUCAACUUUAACCAUUGAAGGCAAUGAUUUAGUCAUUGACGAUGGAAAAACUAAAAAAGUCAUUGAUUUCGAUACUUUUAACACUUAUGACCCAUUUAUUACAACAAGCAAGGUUCCCAUCAUAAAUGAUGGAACGGUGCAAUAUAUAAAUUCUACAGUAGAUGCCUCAAUAGUGAAAGUACUGAAUGUUCUCAUUGAAUUGUUAAAAAGCUUUCGAUUUGACGACAACAUUAAAUGCCUAAAGAAUUUAGUCAUGAAUGAGAAACAAAUUCUCGGCGUUGCUGGUAGCAGUAAUGAUGUACACCUUAUGACAUUAGAAUAUUAUAACGAACAUAAAGAUGAACUGAAAGGAGAGAAGGGUGACACCGGACCACAAGGAAUACAAGGACCACAAGGAAUACAAGGAAUACAAGGACCUCAAGGCGAAAACGGUUUGGAUGGAAAGGAUGGAAAGGAUGGAAAAACUGCUAAAUCAUGGAUAUGGGACCUUAUAAAUACUGGUUUAACAGCUGCUUCAUAUGGAGUUCUUCAAUACCAAAUCGGAAAGAUAUGGGCAGUACUUGGUGAAGAAGCUUUAGAUGACGUUAAAAAUGCUUUGAACUUCAUUUCAAAUGGUUCUGAUACUAUUAAAACUUUAUCUGUUUGGAUGCAAGAAACAAGGAGUCAAAUAGAUACUGUAAGACGUAUAGCAAACAAUGCACGUACGGA